CCCAUGUAUUCUUUUUUGAUUUUUCUCGUAUUCUCAUUUGUAUUGUCUAUCAAUUUUCCUUCUAGUUCUUUAAACCAUUUAGGAAUUUUACCUUUUGUGCUAACGCCUAAUUCUAUGCACAUAUGUUUCCAUUUUUUCAUAUUUACUCCAUCUAUUUCUAGUAAAUCUUCGAUAAACAUUACUUUCUUGUUUCUUCUUGAGAGCGCACUUUUCAUGAUAUUUUUUUCAUCAAUUAUUUCGAUAAUAUCUUUAGCACCGCCUUCUAUUAAAUGAUUUAUAUUAAUGUUAUUAUAUACUUCGUGAUCGCAAAUGUUAAUGUUUUCGUUAUUCAAUAACUUAAUUGCUUCAAUUAUCCAAUUAUUCUUAAUUUUAUAUCUUAAGUUCAAGUCGC
Rhizophagus irregularis DAOM 181602=DAOM 197198 is the source of this 391-nucleotide messenger RNA. The record is from RefSeq and is a predicted model, not a curated record. NCBI's taxonomy places the organism in Eukaryota, Fungi, Glomeromycota, Glomeromycetes, Glomerales, Glomeraceae.